This is a messenger RNA of Spirometra erinaceieuropaei, 354 nucleotides long. Lineage: Eukaryota; Metazoa; Platyhelminthes; Cestoda; Diphyllobothriidea; Diphyllobothriidae. The record is from the annotation of a GenBank genome assembly.
AUGCGGACCCACCUGUACUCUACCUUCUUGGAUCUGACGAAAGCCUUCGACACGGUGAAUCGUGAAGGACUGUGGAAGAUCAUGCAAAAAUUCGGCUGUCCGGAGCGAUUUAUUCAGAUGGUGCGUCAGCUGCACGACGGCAUGAUGGCGCGAGUCACGGACAACGGAGCUGUCUCAGAGGCAUUCGCAAUGACCAACGGAGUGAAGCAGGGAUGCGUUCUGGCGCCUAACCUCUUCAGUCUUAUUUUCUCUGCCAUGCCGAUGGAAGCCUACCGCGAGGAACGCCCCGGGAUCCGCAUCGCCUACAGGACGGACGGUCAACUUCUGAAUCAACGACGGAUGCACUUCCAAUAG